Messenger RNA from Macadamia integrifolia, 1093 nucleotides. RefSeq lists its product as uncharacterized. NCBI's taxonomy places the organism in Eukaryota, Viridiplantae, Streptophyta, Magnoliopsida, Proteales, Proteaceae. The record is from RefSeq and is a predicted model, not a curated record. The transcript has a single exon. The coding region runs from base 108 to 653 and encodes 181 amino acids.
CCAGGCGCUCCACCCGUCCUCCUCUCUUCUCUCCAUCAGCAACUAUAAAUAACAGAGCUUAGUAAAGCCACAGAGACAUGGAGAGUUAAGCUCAGUCUCAACUCACAAUGGCCGUUGAUGAAUCGUUCAAGCAACCAGGUUCUGUGCCGUUCAAGUGGGAGAUCCAACCAGGUGUCCCAAAGCCACAUCAUCACCAGCCCUCCUUUAAACCCUCCCCAAAGCUUAUGCCUCCACCCGCCGGUGCCGGAAACUACUAUUACCCUCCACAAGAGGUGGGUUCCCUCUCCAUCCGGUCAACCACAAGAUCACGGUCCGUGUCAAGCAGGUUAAGGUCCGACCGGUUUCGAUUCGAUCGGCCCAGUUCUGUGGAAGUGAUUACUGGUUCAGCCGGUUGCUUCCCGCCGUUGAUGAAGCGAAAUGGUAACAAGAAGAGGAGCGGCAAAAUCGGGCCGCCGAUUGAGUCCGAAGUAGAUUACACCUCUGAUCUUGAGACACUAGCUCGGAGAUCGACGUCAACCAGAAAAAUGCUCUCGCCGUUUCGUGAUUCGGUAUCUUCUUCUUCAUUCAUCAGCUCUCCAUCUCCGUUCUCGUCAGUUCAGUCAUCACCAAGGACCGCCGGCGAUGCUGAGUGGGCAGCUUUCGGGCUUUUCUGAAAAAGAAUGAAUGCCGUUGAAAUCUAAAUCAUGGGAUGGCCUGUGCAUUAAGAAUCAAGAAUUGGGCAACAGAUAGGUCGGCCGUUGGUGGGUCAAUUUUAUGCAUAUCAAAUAUAUUGGAUGAUACCAAUCAGAUGGUAGUGGUAUAGUUUAGUUUAGUUUGUGGUUCAUCCGCUUUUCAAGUGUGGUGGAAGAUUUCAGAGAUUUUUCCAUGGAGGGAAAGACUUUGAAACUUUUGAAUUCUGUAGUUUGAAAAGCAGUGAUGUAAUGUUGCACAUGGGAUGUAAAGAAAAUCUAAAUUCCGGAAGAAGAAAGGGGGUUGUUUGGAUGAUAAAGAUUAUGGAAAGUAGUAAAAAGUCGUAAAUUUCUGCUGCUUUUUUCCCAAUUUUUGGGAGCUUGGAAUUUAUGCUAGUUUUAUAAUAUUUAUGGUUUUUUUUUUU